AUGGAUCCCGACGCGGACAAGAACGACGGGCUAUCGUCGGUCGUCACCGACGACGGAACGGAGCCGUCGUCGCAGCGGCUCCCUCGUGCCAUGAGCGUCGACGCACCGGAGAUGACCAUCUCGGAAGCUCCCGACAAAAUUACCAACCAGGGUGAGUCGAGAACCGUCCAGCCCCCAUUCUCGUCAUCGACGUCCGUCUUGCCGGGUCCGCAUCGUGCCUCUGACGCUCGAUCAGCCCCUCCCCCGCUUUCGGAGCAGGUCAAGAUCAUCGAAACGCUGUUGAAGGAGUUUGCCGACGCGCCCGUCAAGGAGGGUGACGUCGCGUACUUGGUUUCGCGUUCGUGGUUGGCCAAGGCCCUUGCUCUGCGUGCCGACCCCAAAUCGGCCGACGUCCAGAUGGAUGCCGACGAGACCUCGCUCGGGCCCGUCGACAACUCGGACAUCAUCGACGAGGUCGUCAAGGACGCCGCCGGCGGCGACUUCGUUCGCCUGAACCGAGGAUCCGACUUGAACGACUUCGAGCUCUUCAGCGAGACGGCUUGGAAUCUCGUCGUCGACUGGUACGGCAUCAAGCCGGGCCAGGUGGCCAUCACCCGAACCGCCGUCAACACGGCGGACAGCAGGCAGGCGCCCCCCAACCUCAUGUACGAGUUUCAUCCGCCCGUGUUUCGUCUUCACCGUCUCUGGUCCGAAGUCAGCCCCCUGCCGAUCGAGCAGACGCUCAAGGCCAAGAAUCCGCCUCCUCUCGUCCUCGUGAGGAGCGCGACGACGCAUGCGCAGACCUUCCUGAAGGAGGUCAAGACUCUCGCCGACAUACCCAUCGCCCACAGGGUCCGCCUCUCUUCCGUUCCCGACGAUGCCCAACCUUCGGCCGGCCCGUCCGAGUCGAGGUCCGCCCUGACCCCGCCGGACUCGCCCGGACGCGCGCGAGGACGAGGGGGCCGGUGGCCGAAGCUCUUGCUUGACGUCGCAUCCUUCGCCCAAACCCUACCGGUCCGAGUCCAGGUCCGGCUGGCGGACCAAACGAUGAACGACAAGUUCAACGGCCAGUCCACGCUGCAGCACUACGACCUGGCCACCGACCAGACGCUGGUUCUGGACGAGGCCAUCGGCGACCGCUGGGUCAGCACCUACACCGGUCGGGAGAAGGCUUCCCCCAAGGCCAUCCCGUCGAGGACCGGCGUCGCCGCCCGUCCGUCGAGACCCGGCAGCAACAGGGGUAGCCCGGCGCGCGAAGGCCCCCUCACGCGUGGUCGAGCGCAGAAGAAGCGCCUGGGCCGGAACGCAGGCGCCGUCGGUCUGCAUAAUCUCGGCAACACCUGCUACAUGAACUCGGCGCUGCAGUGCGUCCGCAGCGUCGAGGAGCUGACCAAGUACUUCCUGACCGAAUCUCACCUCCCGGAGAUCAACCAGACCAACGUGCUCGGCUACGAAGGGAGGGUGGCCAUCGCCUACGGCAACCUCCUGCGAGAGAUAUACGAAGACGGCAGGAGCGCCGUCAGCCCUCGGGAGUUCAAGACGACCGUCGGCCGCUGUCGGCCGACCUUUUCCGGAUGGGGCCAGCAGGACUCUCAGGAGUUCCUCGGCUUCCUGCUCGAUGCCCUGCAGGAGGACCUGAGCCGCAUCAAGAAGAAGCCGUACAUCGAGAAGCCGGACUCGACCGACGACAUGAUCAACAACCCCAAGGCGAUCCGGGAGAUGGCCGACAAGGUAUGGGACAUCACUCGCAAGCGAGACGAUUCCGUCAUCGCCGACCUCUUCACCGGCAUGUACAAGUCGACGUUGAAGUGUCCCGAGUGCGGCAAGAUCAGCAUCACCUUCGACCCCUUCAACAACUUGACCCUUCCGCUGCCGAUGGAGGACAUGUGGGCCAAGACGAUCAAGUUCCUUCCGCUCAACGACGCCCCCGUCAAGCUCGAGGCCGAGCUGCCCAAGCACAGCACCGUCGAAUCCCUGAAGAAGUUUGUCUCGCAGCGGACCGGCGUGCCCGUGGAGCGGCUGAUGGGCGCCGAGGAGUUCAAGGAUCGCUUCUUCAAGAUAUACGACAACGCCCAGGACGUCUCCGAGGAGAUUCAAUCGUCCGACGUGCCGACCAUGCAUGAGCUGGACGCGGUGCCGACGAACUGGCCGGCAAGAUCACGGCAGAAAAAGUAUCGCUCCAUGCUGGACAUUGACUCGCCCCCCGAGUCGACGGAUUCGGACGACGACCAGUGCGAGACCAUGGUCGUUCCCGUUCUCCAUCGCCGGCCGCAGCUGCAGGGCCGCGGAUCGGAUGCCUUGCCGCCUCCGCACUUCAUCACGCUGACAAAGGCCGAGGCAUCGAGCAUGGACGCGAUUCAGCGCAAGAUUCUGGAAAAGGUUGCCACCUUUUCCACCUGGGCCGGCUUCGCCGACGGCGCUCGCGAGGGGGAAGCGGCCGACUUCAUGGACGGCGACGUCGUCGUCACGACGGCCUCGGACGCCGACUCGUCGGGCGACGCCAAGGUGGCAACCCGCUCGGUCGAGGGUGAGGAUGACAUUGUCGACAUCACCAUGAAGGGAACCGACGACAAGAGCAGCGCGCAGUCCAGCAUCCUGAAGCGUUUCAACACGACGCGCCCCCGCUUCCUGCGCGCGGAAAACUUGGUCGACGCGAAACUUCAAAACGUCUUCGAGCUAUGCUACUUUAAGAGCGACUCGGACGGCACCGUCCCGACGGGUUGGUCCAGCGUCGACGGCACCAGAGUGCUGCCCAAACUGGCGGACCGGAUCCCAGAGCUCCAGGAUGACGGUGGCGAGAGCCCCGAGAGCAUGGGCAGCCCCGGCUUUGGCAACGACGACAGCAGCAACGACGACGAGGCGGACGUCGAGGAGUCCCAAACACGAAUGAUGCACGAGUCCAGCGACGAGGACGCAUCGCCGGUCUCGCGGGUACGUCGGCGCUUCGAUCCCCACCUUGGUGUCGGCGAGCUAACAGCGCCUCAGUUCGCGGGCCGCCACGGCCGCCAGAACCAAAGGUUCGGACCCGGCGGUCGGAAGGGCUUCAAGGGGCAGAAGACGUACGGCAAAAAGGGCGGCAAGCGGCGCGACAAGCAGAUGCGGGCCGGCAAGCACGCGCAUCGCGUCCCCGCCGUGGAGCCGCAGCCCAUGCCCCCGGCCGUCGCCGACGGCGGGCCCCUCGUUCGGCUCUACGAGGGGGUCGUCGUCGACUGGAACGAGGACGCGUGGGAGAUGCUCUUCGGCGGCGCGCCCGGACGGAAGGACGGCGCGCAGGGAGCCAAGACGUACACGGACCUCGAGCUGCUGCACGAUUCCGUGCUCAAGCAGCACAAGAGACGACGAAUCAGCCGCAAGAACAACGGCAUCACGUUGGACGAGUGUCUCGACGAGUUCGAACGGGCCGAAGUCUUGUCCGAGCAGGACAUGUGGUACUGCCCCCGCUGCAAGGAGCACAGGCGAGCGAGCAAGAAGUUUGACCUGUGGAAGACGCCGGACAUUCUGGUGGCGCACCUCAAACGUUUCAGCAGCUCCGGUUGGCGUCGCGACAAGCUCGACAUCCUCGUCGAGUUUCCCAUCGAGAAUCUGGAUCUCACCUCGAGAGUGAUCCAGAAGGAGGAGGGCAAGGACGAGAUCUACGACCUCAUCGGCGUCGACGACCACUACGGCGGCCUCGGCGGCGGCCACUACACGGCCUACGCCAAGAAUUUUGUCGACGGACGAUGGUACAGCUUCAACGGUAAGUCGUGCAGGGAAGCGACGUGUGAUGUGACGAUGAAGGCGCUGACUCAAAAGGAUAGACUCGUCGGUGCACGUCGUCUCGGACCCCUCUACGAGAAGGAAAGCCCUCGGUCGGAGGAUGAGAAGUCGGAGUCGGACGACGACGGCGAGGCGGGAAGCAAGCCUCGCGGCGAGCAGGUCACAGACGCUCCCGACGACGGCGGCCGGCUCCACCAUGACGGAUUGGUUCGACGAAGCAUCGAAAACGACGGCAUCGGCGACGACAUGGAAGGCAGCCACCGGCGAGUGGGGUCACAGUCGCUCGAGAUGACGCAAGGCUGGAACUUUGACGGGCUCGAGGGUCAAGACGGCGACUGCGCGAGCGACGAUGCCCAGUUCGACUCGGGCGACGACGGACACGGGGACGUCGCCCAUCAGGGCAACGAGAGGGCCGCCGCCGGCUCUCGCGAGGGCAGCGCUCAGUGGGAAGACCGGCGCGUCCUCUCGGUGCCGGCCGAUGGCGCAGGCGGCAGCGACGUCGAGGAAGUGACGGAGAUUCAUCUCGAAAGUGACAAGGCGGCUCGCAGCGGCUGA
Messenger RNA from Drechmeria coniospora, 4290 nucleotides. RefSeq names its product ubiquitin carboxyl-terminal hydrolase. NCBI's taxonomy places the organism in Eukaryota, Fungi, Ascomycota, Sordariomycetes, Hypocreales, Ophiocordycipitaceae. The coding region runs from base 1 to 4290 and encodes 1429 amino acids. The record is from RefSeq and is a predicted model, not a curated record. The transcript has 2 exons. Gene Ontology annotation, biological process: protein deubiquitination. Gene Ontology annotation, molecular function: cysteine-type deubiquitinase activity.